Molecule: messenger RNA, 1377 nt
Organism: Corylus avellana
Lineage: Eukaryota; Viridiplantae; Streptophyta; Magnoliopsida; Fagales; Betulaceae
Source: RefSeq, a predicted model, not a curated record
GACCCAAUAAAUCUUCACUUUUACAGAAUCUGGUGUUAGUACUGAUAUCUGGACUUGCUACGGUGCAAGGAUUAUGAUCAUAUCUGUAAUCCCAUUUUUAGUCGUUCAAAUACCACAAGCUCUCAGUUCAACUUCAGGGAGGCGCUUAGCAAUCUUGAUUGGGCUUAUUGUCUCUCUUCUACUAUUGGUUUCUUAUUGCAUUUAUCAGGUCCUUCAGCCUUGGAUCCAGAGGAGAAAAUUUUCUUAUGUGAAGCACAAGCAUGUUAUAGUUGGACUUCUAAAGAAUCUUAGACAACGUGCACUUGGAAGGCUGCUCAAGGAUAAUGGUGAACCUGACGAAGACGUUAUUGACAAGCUGUUUUCUGCAAUUGACACAAAUAAGGACGGAAAUAUUUCAAAAUCUGAAUUGAGAGCAUUGAUUGUUGGGAUUGAGUUUGAAGAGAUUGACCUGGAUAAAGAGGAUGCUGUAGAUAAAUUAAUGAAAGAUUUUGAUACGUCCCAUAAUGACGUCAUUGAUAAGGGUGAGUUUGUCCAGGGCAUUAAAAGAUGGCUAAGGAAGUUGAAGUGGAGGCGGCCUGCCUCUGGUGAUCCUGGUCCUCACACAAUGCAUUUUUUCAAUGAUGUUCACCACGAAAUAAAAAGAGAGGAAGAUUUGUUGGAUGUGGGGGUUCAAAGUGAUGAAGUUGUCGAGGGUGUUGAGGGUUCCAAGUGGAUCUCCAUCAAAGCAGUGCUGUUAUUGGUUCUGGGAACUCUCAUUGCUGCAGCAUUUGCCGAUCCCCUGGUAGAUGCUGUUGAUAACUUUUCUGAUGCCAGUGGUAUUCCUACUUUCUUCAUCUCGUUUAUCGCGCUGCCUGUGGCUACCAACUCUAGUGAAGCUGUCACAGCAAUUAUAUUUGCUAGCCGUGAUAAGCGGAAAACUGCCUCAUUAACAUUUUCUGAGCUAUAUGGGGCAGCAACGAUGAAUAACGUCCUCUGCCUCUCAGUCUUCUUAGCCCUAGUUUACUUAAGGGAUUUGACAUGGGAUUUCACCGCUGAAGUGCUGGUUAUUCUAAUUGUCUGCAUUGUGAUGGGUGCCUUGGGCAGCUUCCGCACUGUUUACCCUCUCUGGACAUCCAUUGUAGCUAUCCUACUUUAUCCAUUCUCCCUGGCGCUGGUUUAUGUCCUUGAUUACGUUUUAGGAUGGUCAUAGAUUCACGGAUGCCUUCAAAGUUUGAGUUGUGGGUAUUACAUUUCCUGCAGGAGGAUUCACAGUUAUUUAUUUUACUCAGUUGUUGUUGUUGUUCAUCGUAUGAUACAUAUGUGUAUGAGACUAAUAUUUUGACUGUUUUGAGGAGCCUAGUAUGGGCAAUUUUUGUAGUUGUACAAUUAUUGCUUUCA